This is a messenger RNA of Mucor mucedo, 669 nucleotides long. RefSeq lists its product as uncharacterized. Bases 1 to 669 code for a protein of 222 amino acids. The record is from RefSeq and is a predicted model, not a curated record. The transcript is spliced from 5 exons. Lineage: Eukaryota; Fungi; Mucoromycota; Mucoromycetes; Mucorales; Mucoraceae.
AUGACAACUCCAAAUUCUUUUGCCGCCUGCAGAUCUGAAGUAAUGGUAACCGUCCGGGGACGAGUAACACAGCAACUGAAGUUGAAUGUUGCUUUUGGUAACGACGUCAGCGGUACCAUCAAAAUCCAAUGCACUGGCAGGAACAUUACCCUACUCAUAAGCAACUAUUCCAGACGCAUGGACGAAGUUGCGGCAUAUGGCACCCAGGUAAUCAGACCGUUUAUGUCGGGUAUCACCAACAAACAACCAAACUAUGCACAUUCGGCGAAUGUCAAAAUUUUGUGGACAGCAAGCACUAGAGGAAAAUUAGACCCCAACAUCCUGUAUCAGGCCAUUGGCAGGCACCACGCUGCGUUAGGAGAGAGAAUUUACCGAGGACGAUUCCGUCUAUCUUCGUUCCGGAGGAGAAUUAUGGACAUCGUAAUUAGUGAGAGACCUGCCGGCCAAGCCCCUGCCGCCCCAGCCCACCCAGCAGAAUCUUCAACAGCAAGACCCGCCAAGAGGACCCGGUCGGCCGAACCCCAGGCCUUGUUGGAUCAGGACGAGGAGCAGGAGGAGCUGGGAUCUCAACCUGAGCACCCUAUGGAGGAGACCCAGGAUGACGCUUUUGUGGGGGGUGGGGGUCCUCAAAAGCCAAAGUCCAAGAAAAAAUCCAAGGCCAAGUUCUAA